AAACACUGUCAAAUGAAAAUGAAGUAAGUAGUAAUGUCCAAACAUGUUUUGAUUUACAUAAUAUUAGCGUUAUCUAUUUAUAUACGUGAUAAGAAUAUCUCACAUUAUUACCCGGUGCUGUUGGAAUCAUUCUAGAAACGUUCGAAACAUGAACUUCGCUGGAAAAGUAGUAAUUGUUACCGGCGCCAGUUCUGGAAUUGGCGCCGCUACUGCAGUGUUUUUAUCAAAGCUUGGUGCACAAUUAUCUUUAACUGGAAGAAAUGUGGACAAUCUGCAAAAAGUCAAUAAGGAUUGUGAGAAGUCAACAUCUACUUUUAUGGUCCCGGCAGAUUUGACAAAGGAAUCCGAUAUUGAAAAGAUCGUUAAGAACACCGUAGAUCACUAUGGAAAAAUCGACGUUUUGAUAAACAAUGCGGGAAUUAUUGAAACGGGAACCAUUGAAAAUACAUCUCUAGCGCAGUAUGACCGCCUAAUGAACACCAACGUCCGAUCAAUUUACUACUUGACAAUGUUGGCUGUGCCACACUUGUUAAAAACUAAAGGUAACAUUGUUAACGUGUCUAGCGUGAACGGUAUACGGUCUUUUCCCGGCGUGUUAGCGUAUAACGUGUCGAAAGCAUCUGUGGAUCAGUUUACAAGAUGUGUUGCAUUGGAGCUAGCUGCCAAGGGUGUUAGGGUGAAUUGUGUGAACCCUGGUGUUAUUCUCACUGAAUUACAGCGUCGUGGAGGGUUAUCUGAUGAGCAAUACGCAGCUUUCUUAGAGAGAAGUAAGGAGACACACGCUUUGGGCCGUCCUGGCAAGCCUGAUGAAGUUGCAGCUACAAUAGCAUUUUUGGCCAGUGAUUUAGCUAGCAAUAUCACUGGAGCAAGUGUGCCUGUUGAUGGGGGACGCCAUGCUAUGUGCCCACGUUAAUUUUUAUUUCCAGUCUACAUUUUGAUGAAUUUGUCUGACUUUGUUUGAAAAAUAGAUCUAAGUAUAAUGAAUUUGUAUUUGAUAAGAUGCAUUUACUGCUGUUAUUUUUGGAUAAAUUUAAAGAAUUAAAAUUGUUGAAGUUUGAA
Zerene cesonia (dogface butterfly) is the source of this 1059-nucleotide messenger RNA. RefSeq names its product 3-oxoacyl-[acyl-carrier-protein] reductase FabG-like. Bases 149 to 913 code for a protein of 254 amino acids. The transcript has a single exon. Gene Ontology annotation, molecular function: oxidoreductase activity. NCBI's taxonomy places the organism in Eukaryota, Metazoa, Arthropoda, Insecta, Lepidoptera, Pieridae. The record is from RefSeq and is a predicted model, not a curated record.